Mustela erminea (ermine) is the source of this 2697-nucleotide messenger RNA. RefSeq lists its product as uncharacterized. The transcript has a single exon. The record is from RefSeq and is a predicted model, not a curated record. NCBI's taxonomy places the organism in Eukaryota, Metazoa, Chordata, Mammalia, Carnivora, Mustelidae.
UACCUACAAUGAGCUUUUUUUUUUUUUUCUCAUGGCAUUGCUAAUCGCAGAUUUAACCUUAAGACAGUUAAUUUAAAUACUCUAGCUUUGUUUAACUGGUACUACUCUACUGAAGAGCUUUGCGUUUCUCAUCAAUUCUUACCAUGAUCUGUUUCAUCUUCUGUUUUUUUUUUUUUUUUUUUUUUUUUCCUUUGCUAUUCUGCAUACUCUAAAGACUGACUCUUCAAAAAGUCUCUCCCUGUGUAACCUGAUCAUGGAGGAAACUCCAGACAGUGGGUUGGCCGAAGAAAUUCAAAGAUCUCAGAUUGACCUAGGUGCAUUUAUUUGGGGCCCUAAUGGUAGUACAGAGAGUGUCAGCCAGGCAAUUACCCAAGGUGGGUCUCAAGAAGGCUCUUCAUGUCUCUCUGAAGCAGAGCAAGACAUGGGAUUAUCCACUGAAAUUGCUUCUUCUGCUGACUGGCACACUGUAGCUGAACAGGGUGAGCAUAUCAUGGGGCCAGCCCCUCUGUGUGGAAAUGAGCACCUGUACCCAAAACCUGUGCCUGAGGCUGAAUUUGUCACAGUGGCCUCUACGGAGAUGGAGCAGCCUCAUGACUUACCUGCCUCAGAGAUGGCAGCCACAGAAACUGGUGGCCUGGUUAAAGAAAAUCAAGAAGAUGUUAAACAGUCAGAAGAAAAAGAAGAGAAAAAGAAGAUAGAAGAUUCUAUGUGGGCAGGUGUGGAGACAUGUGAAAAGGUAGACACUAGAGUUAUUGAUACCAAGGCACUAGAAGGUACAGAGGAGUUUGAGGAGAAAGCGUGUGAAAGUACAAGAGACAGGCUAGUAGAUCUUCUUAAGACACUGGGAAAGCAAAACCAGGAGGCCAUAGCAGUUAGUGAAGAGGAAAUGAAGAAAGAGCUAAGAAUUGGUUGUAAGGAAAUUGAAAAGGCCAAUGAAAAAUAUUUUGAUAAGACUGAUGUAUUAGAAGAAGACCUAGAAAGAGUAGAUACAGCAGCUAAAUUUAGGGACAGAAGCCAAGGGCUAGAUGAGGGGAAUCAAGUAGUAAUUCAUAAUUGUGAAAUUAUAGAGAGAUCUGGAGCUUAUCCCACCCAUCACACAGAUAUUUUUAAUCUGCAUUUCCAGACUGAUUCUGUAUCUAAUAGUGAAAAUGAAAGCCCUGAGGGAUGUGGUUUAGUUAGAAAAGACAUAAGGAAAAAUUUAAUAGACUCUUCUAACCAGGAUAUAGUACAUCACUCAGGACAAGGCGGUGCAGAUGUUGAAGAAAUUCAACAUAAGGCUAUGUUACAUACUCCUAGGGUUGACAGGAAUGAAAAUCAGGCUGUUGUUUCAUCAUUAAAACAUCAAGUGGCAGCUCAUUCUAGGACAGAGUUUAAUUAUUCUCUGGAAAAUAAUGCAAACAGGAGAGAUUGGUGUUUGCAUAAGGCAGAAGACUCAAUAAUAGAGGGUUCUGAAAGUACAGCAACUGGGAACUGCAGCCAUACCCUUAACUUGCCAACGAUUGUAAAAACAGACUCUUGGGCAACAUAUCCAGGUCAAAUCUGGCAGCCGAGCUUGGAUCCAGCAGUGAAUAAUAUGGAUAUAUUAGAAUUCUCUGGUAUACCAGAUGACCAAGCCAGUUGGCUUGAUCCUAUUAACCACUGGCCUAUCAGAGAUACAGAUGUUUUAGAUAAUUGCUGGGAGCAUUUUGAUACAGUUGAAGGCAAGUUGGACUUAGCAGUGGAUUUAUGUGGGGAGCAAGCCAUUGCUAACUGCUGGGAACAAAGUCGAGAGAUAGCUAGACCCUUCAUUCUGGGAACCUCCCACAAUGUUAGCACCGAGAAUUCUGCUAGUCCCCAAGACAGUGACAUCAGCAACUCAGAUUUAUCUUAAGAUGAAAUUGCUAACCAGAGAUAUGGAUUGUUGUACCAAGAAAUAGAGCCUGAUAAAGAAGAGGUACUUACCCCACUAUGUAGUAUAGACUAGCCAAAGACUUCUGUAGGUUCUGUUUUCCUAAUGUUUCCCACCUACUUCAUUAUCCAUCCAUCACUGUCUUCUCUGAGGCUUGCCUCAUCUCCUUGAAAUCUGUGCAGACCAAACACAAAUAGGUUGACAAAAAACAAAAGAACAAAAAACCAGUUACAAAAGCAGGAUCUUUGUGUUGGGAACUAAUGAGUCUAUUUUACCAUCCCAUUUAUUGUUUAUUCUAUUUUCACUUUUACUGUUCAAACACUAAAAACAACUAAAAAUAUGUAGAACAGACUAAUUUAAUCUUCCUAGAGUGAUUCUACAACAGUAAGAGCACAUGAUAUGUUUCUACCCAGGUCCCCUGAAACUAUAGACUCUCAUAAUAGCUUUCGAUCCAAAUGAUGUAUUAGAGAAAUACUGAAGAUGCUUCUGGAUUCUAUCAGUGGCCUAAAAAAGGAUCUACUUAACCCUUCGUGGCUUUUCUCUGGAAUCAUCUUCAUCUCCAUUGUGAAAGUGGACUUUGGUUAACACUGAGCCACACGCCAGUAAAUAUUAUUAUUUGUAAAAAUAAUCUUUUGUCAGCCUAUUUAAAAUAAUACUGUAUGGCCUUUUACAUUUCCUAAACACUUUCAUGCACAGCAACCUUUUGUAUUAUUUUAAAACAUGUAGUGGUCUUCACUUUCCAACUUGUCUGGUGGACAUUUACUGAUCCCACAAAAAUGAUAAAACAUAACAUACUUUGAUUUUCUUUC